This is a messenger RNA of Lactuca saligna, 492 nucleotides long. Lineage: Eukaryota; Viridiplantae; Streptophyta; Magnoliopsida; Asterales; Asteraceae. The record is from the annotation of a GenBank genome assembly.
AUGGAGAUUAUUGAAGCGAUGUGUACAUCAGACAAUACGGUUUCAACCCUAACCUUCAAAAGUAGUAAAGUAUGUUUACUUUCUGUGGAACAAGAAGGAUCAGAAGUGAAAAAUGUUCCAGCUGCAGAGAGUAAAGGUUUCCAAUUUGAUACAAAAGAUAGAGAUAGAGUUAUUCCUGGUUUUCUUGAUGCCAUAAUUGGAAUUCAAGGAGGUGAAACAAAAUCUUUCUCACAUACAUUUCCAGAUUCAUGGAAACAACAAGAUCUACGUAGCCUUCCUUGUCAAUGUACAGUUGAAUGUAAAGAACUCUUCUAUAGAAAAUUACCAGAGAUGAAUGACUCCAUUGCUGAUAAGCUUCUUACUGGAUGCACCACUAUCGAUCAAUCAUUGUUGGAGAGGUUUGUGGAACUUGAGCAAACAGCUAAAGAUCAAGCAACAGAUAAUGCAAUACCUGAUCAGCUUCGAAAGAUGAUUCAAGUUGAAAUCCCAUAA